Paramormyrops kingsleyae is the source of this 4147-nucleotide messenger RNA. NCBI's taxonomy places the organism in Eukaryota, Metazoa, Chordata, Actinopteri, Osteoglossiformes, Mormyridae. The record is from RefSeq and is a predicted model, not a curated record.
UACCUGUACGGUUUGAAUUCUAUUUCUCACUUUAAUUAAUUUAAGUGAAUCAUAAAAAUACUCGAACUACCUGUUUAAAACAAAAAAUACUUAAGUAUUGCUUAAUUUACUUAAACCAGUUUUACCUAACCCAACUACUUAAACCACAAUUAAGUUUUAAAUAAAAAAAAUUAGGAGCUAAACUCCAUCAUUGUAUUUUAGUUUAUGCUCUGACUGUAGCCAGACAGAAAUGUCCUGUAUAAUAUACACCAGUACAGUUUAUUUGAAACGCUUAUAAAGACAAUGGAUGUAAUAAAGGUCUCGUGAAAUAUCCUGUAUUUCAGCCGGGAAAUUAAAUAUUAGUACUAACGUUCGCCGGCAGGGCGCGCUGCUCUGCUGGACAAUGCGCUGUUUUGAAUAAUAAGAGGCGUGCAUGGAUGCGGUGGGGGAGAUGCAGCACUAUUUUGAUUGUGAGACCUUGCCGGCGUCUGCCCCUCCCUCUCCGCUGCAUGGAUUCAGGGAGGGUCCCAGUACAUUUGCAAGUAAACUUAUACUUAAUUACAGUUUGUACUGGCACUAGAAAACCUCAAAACUUAUGAAGAAGCUUUGCUCUUGCUUGUAUCAAAAAGUUGGAAGGUUGUGCAACAAAAAAUCAUCUAAAGGUUUGUUCUGAUUUGGAAUAUAUUCAUGUGUUCAGCAGACACUUUUUAUCCAAAGCAACACAUAUUUUUGAGAAAGCAGGUCAACCGGUCCCUGGCACAUUUGGGGCUAAUGGUCUCGCUCAGGGGCCUAAAAGUGACAUCUGGGAUUUGAUUGGUGACCCUCGUGACAGGCACUGCACACAAACUGGCUGAGUCACACAUUGCCCCCUCAGGACUGACAGAGCCACGUAUCCCACGCAUUACACAUCAGCUGGCUUGCUGCUUCAGGUUAGUCUUUGCCCAGUUGUAAUGUUCAGAGGUCCAGCAGCAGCUGUGGGUUUUCGGUUGGUACGGUUUCGCUGAGCCUGAGUCUCUUCCUCCCCUUGCUGAGCCUCAGUCUCUUCCUUCACUUGCUGAGCCUCAGUCUCUUCCUCCCCUUGCUGGGCCUCAGUCUCUUCUUUCGCUUGCUGAGCCUCAGUCUCUUCCUCCGCUUGCUGAGCCUCAGUCUCUUCCUCCCCUUGCUGGGCCUCAGUCUCUUCCUCCCCUUGCUGAGCCUCAGUCUCUUCCUCCCCUUGCUGGGCCUCAGUGUCUUCCUUCACUUGCUGAGCCUCAGUCUCUCAGUCCCCUUGGCAUCUCCACGGGCGCCCCACGCCCUUUCACAGACCUUGAGGGUGCCCAUUUUCUCAGUUUUGUUUAUCAAUUUCCCUCUAAACUGGAAGCACCCAAAUGAGCUCUUGCUGCCCUUGUGGCUCCCUGGAAGGGUCAACACAACCCAUGCAAAUCUCCCCAAAACGUCUCAUUUAAGCAAAAAGUGUUUUUUCGCAAAGGCCCUGCAGGAUCCCAGUAGUCACUGCUCGGCUCCUUCUGCUCCCGUUUGGCCAGAAGACAUCUUCAGAUGAGUUCCUGGUGUCUCCCUCUGUGGCUGGGCUGCCUGCUUCAGCUUCAAGAUGGCCACUGCAAUGCAGAAGACCCCUGCCUUCAGUACACAUUGGUUAGUGACUCCUGGCGGAACAAGGACUUCACCUCAUCCACCCUUGCCAAGUACAAGUGCGACGACGGCCUCUCCAACAAGUGGCUGCGCUUUGUGGGGAUCGCAGGUGACAUCAUAGUGCAGAGCAGCGUCCCGGAGAAUCGCAGCGGCACCCAGUGCUCCAUCUACAUGAACUUCACUCAUCCCGACAUUGUGUAUGAAACCCUGACAGGCAGUGCUUACUGCCAGUGGAAAGGAAAUGCACAUUAUGUGCAUUUCAUUGGUGUUAUGGAGACGGCCUGCUCAGGAGGCUUCUACGUCUACAAGCUGCCGAAGAUACCCUGCUUACAGGGUCUGAACACUGGCAUCUCUCUCAUGCACAGCUCGUGCUGGGGGGAGGACCCCUGUGGCCCCAACGCCACGUGCCUGACCUCCGGAGGCUGUGUUUGCAACAGUGGGUUCAACCGCCAGGACAACACCGAUCCCACUCCGGAGUCCUACGGCUGUAUAGACAUCGACGAGUGUACCGAAGAGCCAGGUAUCUGUGGCACCAACGCUAUGUGUACGAACACCAUCGGAAACUACACCUGCUCCUGUGAGACAGGCUUCCCCUCUACUGGAACGGUGUGGGAUAUUGGGACUGUAUGCAUUGACAUGCAACAGAAAAUUAAUUCAUUAAUCGCUCAAGAGUCCCAAAACGUGAUGACCACUCUCAGCAAUAUCAUGGAGGACUUGGAGAACAGCCCAGACCUGAUUAUCCCUGAAACAGUUGCCGUAAACAUCCUGACGACACUGGUCAACUUUGCAGGCAGGCUAGUGAAUAUCACCGUGCAGGAAGGCGCUGUGGACAUUGGCAGCCUUCUGCUGAAGAUUUAUGAAAAGUUCCUCUCGUUCUGCGUGGGAAACCCUCAAAGCAACUACACAGCGAGCGUGGUGGCGCCCCAGUUCGAGAUUUCCAUGAUGACCGUUGGACCUGGGUCAAGCUGGCGUCUGGGUGCAGCCCCUGUUCUAAGUGCCAGGAACAACACGAUGAAAAUCAAUAUUUCAAGUAUAGCCGAGAAGAACAAUGGGUCGGCGGGGGCCGUGCUGAUGUCAGUCAGCGGAAUGGACAGACUCUUAAAUGGCUCUUUCGCUACGAGUGGCACCAAGAUCUACUCUGAUGUCAGCAUCGCCCUCGUCCCACGGGCGAACGCCAGCAGACUUCCUGAGUCUGUCAACUUCACAUUUCAGCACAAGCAGGAGCCUCCUAAGGAUGGCAGGCUGACCUGCGUCUACUGGGAGGACCGUGGGGGGGUGCAGCAGUGGUCCACAGAGGGCUGCGUGACGCUCAGCUCUGUCAGCAGCCACACUGCCUGCAGCUGCAGCCACCUCUCCACCUUUGCUGUCAUCCUGCAGACAGGACAGGUUCAGGGGGGCGUAGAUGAAGACGACCCUGUGCUGACCUGGCUGAGCCCGAUCUGCAUGGGUGUGGGCUUGGUCUUCCUGAGCCUUGCGGUUCUCAGCUUCCUCUUCUGCAGCUGGAACCCCAAGGUGAACAACACGGCGCGCCUUCACCUCAGCCUGAACCUCCUCCUGGCACACCUGCUCUUCUUGCUGGGCAUAAACCGCACGCAGAACCGGCUCGUGUGUGCUGUCAUCGCUGGGCUGCUGCACUAUGCCUUUGUGUCCAGCUUCGUAUGGAUGUUCCUGGAGGCACUGCAGCUCUUCCUAUUGGUCAGGGGCCUAAACAAGGUGCAGGUCAUCCAAAGGGAGGGGCUAAAGGCCCAGUACCUCCUGCUGAUUGGCUACGGGACUCCCUUAAUAGUGGUAGGCGUGUCAGCAGGAUUAUUUCCAUCUGGAUACGGUAGUGCGGAUAUGUGCUGGCUGAGUAAGGAACACGGAUUUUUAUGGAGCUUUUUGGGUCCCAUGUGCAUGAUAAUCUGUAUUAACUGUGUGUUGUUUGGAAUCAUGCUCUGGAAUCUUCGUCUUACUUUGGCCAAUAUGAAGAGCAAUGUUUCCCAGGCCAAGGACACUAGACUGAUCAUUUUCAAAAUCCUCGCCCAGUGCAUCAUAUUGGGCGCUUCCUGGCUACUGGGCUUUUGGAAGAAUAGCCUCUUCGCACAGUACCUCUUUGUCAUCCUCAGCUCGCAACAGGGAACCUUCAUCUUCAUCGUCCACUGUUUGUUCAACAGAGAGGUGCGUGAGGAGUAUGUGAGGUGGUUUUCCCUUCUGUGUAGAGUGGGGUGGUCCACUCAGAGCCGACGCCCGUCGGUGUGCGAAGACACGCUUGAUGAGGUAAGGAGACGGGACGCCGUGUUCAGGGGUGCAUUUCCCAAAAGCACAGUCGCUAAAAACGUUAGCAACUUACAUAGUUGGCACCGUGAAACUAAACAGUUCUAACUAUGAAAGCUACUAAUGGAAGCUUUUGGGAAACGUACCUCACAGCUGGAUGAUCAGACCCCCAAAGUAUCAUCUCACACAUUCUAGCAGAAGGGAAGUGUCUCUUUGAAGGUUUCGCCCCCAUAACAUUACUGCUACACAAAGGCUGGAGAAAUGGCUUCCCUCUCUCGCUGUUAGU